Molecule: messenger RNA, 2703 nt
Organism: Amphibalanus amphitrite
Lineage: Eukaryota; Metazoa; Arthropoda; Thecostraca; Balanomorpha; Balanidae
Product: transient receptor potential channel pyrexia-like
Exons: 1
Coding region: 228-2450 (740 amino acids)
Biological process (GO): monoatomic ion transport; transmembrane transport
Cellular component (GO): membrane
Molecular function (GO): monoatomic ion channel activity; protein binding
Source: RefSeq, a predicted model, not a curated record
GUGACAGACUGAACUGUGGUUGAUCGUGUCCUUCCGGACCCGUCGAGCGUUAUUUGGCAGUGGCACAGUAAAACUACCGAUCUUGUUGAAGAUUGAGAAGCAUUGAAAGGCGUGUAGCUUUAUUUAUGUGCAGCGCGGCUGUUCGUAAGAGCGUUGCCCAGUGAAUGCAGACUGCGCUGUUGAUAGGUCGCUGGUAACAUUAUCUCAUUUUCUCUACCGUCACCGUAAUGCCGCUGCGUCCUCCGCGCGGCUCCGGCGAGCCGCCGCCGUACCGGCGCCAGUCGAGCGCCUCAGCCGCUGAUGACGAAGGUCUGGUGAGCGCCGUGCUGAGCCGCAGUCGGCUGCAGACGCUGAAGCUGCUGCAGGACGGCGCCGACCCCAACUGUUGCGUGCCGGUGCCGAUGGGGGAGGAGGAGGAGCCACAGCUGCGGUCGGCCCGCCCGGACGGCGGCCCGGAGAGCGGCUCGGCGCGCCGGCCGCUGCCGCUGCUCGGCGAGGAACGCGUCCUGCAGCAGGCCGUCCGGGACGGCUCCGAGCCCCUGGUGCGCAUCCUCCUAGAGCACGGCGCGGACGUGAACGCGGCCAACGCGGCCGGCAGCACGGCGCUGCACACGGCGGCGGCCGGCGCCAGCAGCGACGGCGUGCUGCGCGCGCUGCUCGCCGCGCCCGGGGUGCAGCUGGAGGCGCGCGACCGGCUCGGCUGCACGCCCCUGCACCUGGCGGCGGCUGACGGCGCCGCCGGCCGCGUCCGUCUCCUGCUGGAGGCCGGCGCUAGCGUGGCGGCUCGGAACGGCGCCGGCUUCACGCCGCUGGUGGACAUCGUGCGCCGCUGCCCCGAGUGUCUGGAGGCGGCCUUCGACCGGUGUCUGGAGCUGCGCGAGCCCGGCGGACCGACCGACCGGCGCGUCGUGUUCGACUAUAGCGUGUUCGACCCUCGCCUGCUCGACCCGCCGCCGGACGAGGCCCCGCUGUCGGCGCGCGCCGCUCCCCAGGUGGAGACCCUCCUACUGAACAGCGUACAGGACCGGCGAGCACAGAAGCAGCUGUACCUGCACCCACUCUGCCAGACGUUCCUCAACCUCAAAUGGGGCAUCGUGUGGCCGUUCUACGUCCUCCACACGGCCAUGUUUGCGCUCUUCGUCGCCUGCUUCAACGUGUUCGUCGUGGUCGUCAUCAAGAGACCUGACUUUGACCUCACACCGACCGACGCAUCCUCUCCAACUUCAGCCCCAACCGUCUCGCCAACCUCCGCAACCCCGAUGGUUGGCUCCAACCUCACAGCUUCUUCCUCGUCUCCUUACGCUUCCGUCGGCUCCACCGAGUCCAGCGAGCGCUGGGAGGUGGCCAUGCUGUCCCUGACCGUGCUGGCCGUCAUCAUGCUGCUGAUCCGGGAGCUGCAGCGUCUGUUCGUCAUCGGACCUCGCGCCUACCUCAGAGCUACCGAGAACGUGGUGGUGUGGCUCUGCUGCGCGGGCGCCGUGGCCUGUCUGGUGGCCGCCUACCACUCGCCGGCGCUGUUCCGACAGCUGAGCGCUGCCACGCUGCUCGUCUCCUGGGCCGAGCUGCUGUACCUGUUCGGCCUCUCCGAGCUCGCGUCCAUCCACGUGAUGACGUUGGUGACGCUGGUUCGCACCAUGGCGCUCUUCAUGAUGGUGUACGCGCUGGUGAUGUUGGCAUUUGCCAGCUGUUUCCUGGUGCUGUUUCAGGGUCAGGAGGAAUUCGGGAGCCCGGCUGAGACGUACAUCGCCACUCUUGUGAUGUCAAUCGGCGAGCUGAACUACGCUCCCGAGCGGUUGCGUGGCUCGGGGUUCGGCUACGUGGCCUACCUGUUCUUCAUCUUCUUCGUUCUCAUCAUCACAAUGAACGCCAUGAUCGGUCUGGCCGUGAACGACACGCGUCAUAUUGAGCAGCGCGCGAACGUGCGUCUGCACACCAAACACCUCGAGUACGUGCACCUGUUCGAGCAGCACCUGCAGGGCGGCUGCCGGCGGCUGUGGCUGCUGCUGCCGCGUGCCGAGCUCAGCCUGCUGACGCGCCUGCCGCCGCACGGACUCGAGGUGCGGCUGGGCGGCCGGCGCCAGGCGCGCUCGCUGCUACACCGCCUGCUCGGCGCCCUACGGCGCGUGCCCGUCCGCGAGGCGGAGCUGCUGCGGCUGGCGCGGUGGCUCAAGGACCGUCCGCGCCUGCUGGCGGCCGCCGCCGGUGUGGUGCUGGCCCGCAGGAGGCUGGAGGCCGAGCGGCAGCCGUCGCGGAGGACGGAGCCGCUGCCGGAGGAGCCGAACCCUGAGGAGGAGGAGGAGGAGGGGCGCGAGUGGGAGGAGCUGCGCAGGAACACGCUCGAGCUCAAGUGUGAUGUCGGCGAGCUGCGCGCGGAAGUAGCCCGGAUUGGGAGGAGUGUGCAGCUGGUUCUCGAUAUGCUGGAUCAGGCGAGGGCCAGUGAGGACAAGUAGCGACUUUAUUUACCUCAAUCAACAACAAUCCAUCGCAAUAAAAGUUAAAACCACCUGGAAUGUAAGGCGAUUUGGCAUGUAAAGUGGAGCAGAGGGGCUUACCUGUAACGUAAAUAGCCAGCUCUUCUAUUACCGCCGUGGGACAGAUUGGCACGUAAUGCUACCAGUUGGUGUGCUGAGGUCAGCACCGAUUCCAGAAGCUGUUGAAAAGUGCGCUAUGUGGAUACGUCACAUUGUUAAAUGCACGCAUGUC